Pipra filicauda (Wire-tailed manakin) is the source of this 5570-nucleotide messenger RNA. It is a transcript of the gene CUNH4orf33, whose product is annotated as chromosome unknown C4orf33 homolog. The record is from RefSeq and is a predicted model, not a curated record. Lineage: Eukaryota; Metazoa; Chordata; Aves; Passeriformes; Pipridae.
UAUCUUUUUUUCCUGGGUAAGUAUGGAAUCUGAGAUCUUCUUUGACAGAACUUUCUUUUCUCAUUUAUGUAGUAUAUGGAAUUUAGAAUUAAACACACAUGGGAUGGUUUACCUGUGAGCCAUAACCUGGUUAUGAUUCCGCUGAGGCCAGACAAUGCAGGACUGCUAAUGGAAGUUCAUGGUCCCUUCUGUAAUGACCCUCAAGCACCACUUGGAGAGCCAGGGAAACCUUUUGAUAGGCUGUGGGACUAUGAGGUUAUAGAAGCAUUUUCAAGUGACAGAACUGAGCACUCUUUAGGAGUUGACCUUUGUCCCCACGGGCAGCACUUACUACUGCUGCUUUCUGGCAAAAGAAAAGUAUGGAAAAAAGAACUUCCUUUAGAGUUUGAGGUGACCAUAAUGAAAACCAAAUGGGAGGGUAAAGCUCAUAUUCCUUGUAAUUACUUUCCACCAUAAAUGCACUAACAAGUUCAAUGAUUUGCAAUUCCUGACUUGAAAGAAGAGAGGAAAUACAAAGCACUUUAUCUUGUGCCUCAACAUGAACUACAGGAAGGACAGAAAGCAGAUUUUCAUUGUCUGGAAUUUUUCAAGGAUUUAGACAUGAAAGAAGUAAUAGAAGAAGACUGGAAGCAGCUGUGAUGGACUGAGAUGUUAUUAAUGUCUUAAACAUUGUCAAAAUCAUAGAAAGCCUUUUUGUCAAGCUGCAAGGAAGCAACUGCCUGUCAGCAACCACUGAAAUCACCCCCUCUUCCUCAAUAUGCUUCUUGACUGGAAUUUGGACUGUGAAGGGAAGCUUGAGAUAAGACUAUUGUCUAAUCAUCUCAGGUCUGAGGAGAAGUAAACAAGGCUCAGGAAAUCUGACCUAGCUGAGCUCAGUGGGUGGCAGAAGAGAACGGUUUGGGGAGUGUGAUGGCAAAAUCUCUCCACACAAAACAGAGUAAACUGCCCCCCCCCCUCCAGGAUGACCACGUACACAUGGGGCAUUCACAUGAGAGGCAGCUGAGAAGGGUCAUAAACAAUCAAAGACCCCCAAGGUAUCCCUCUCACCAUGAAGAAGACCAGAAAAAUGGGACCUAUGGGAUGCUGCCCGAUUACAUGAUAUAUUUUCUAUUUUUCUCUCUCUCACUCUCUUCUUGCCCUCGCCACCCUUUUUCUAUUUCUUUCUAUCUCUCUCUGUCUCAGAUUUACUGUUAAAUACACCAUUCUGGGCAGAGUUUUUUAAUAUCAGAUUAGUAAGGCUUUCCUUGACACCAAAGUCAUCAAUCAGUCUUAAAAUCAACAGUAAAGUAUGUGGCUCAGUUGAUUCUAAAUGAAUGAACAGCUCAUGUUUCAAUUCAUCUGGGUAUGGAGUUUUUCAUCUGUGCAAGAGAUAAAUCUAUUGCUACCAAUGACAGUGGAAAAAUAUGCUAAAAUUACAGCUGUGUUUUCAUGAGAACUCUAAAGCCUGAUAAGGCCAAUACCUGGCUUGAAAUCUUUUGGGUUCUGGUAGUUGCUGAAUUUCUGCUGUAUUUUCACUGCUACUUUUUUGUUUCUUGACUGCUGAAUGACAUUCUUAUGCGCCUAAAUUUUCGAUUAAAAUCAGCAGAAAAAAUGCCUCCUUCAGGAACAGAGAGAAAUGUAGCUUUCAUGGAUUUUGGUGGCCCAGUACUUGCACUGCAAGUAUAACACUACCCUUUCCUCUAUGUUCCUAUACUUGAUGUUUUCCCUAGCCUGGUGCCAAAGUGAGAACUUCAUCUGUAUUACAGACAUCUCGGCUUCAAAUUCAGUGUGGAGUUUCUAGUGAUACUUAGGUACAGAGGAUAGAUUUAGAAAAGGUUUUAUGAAUUUCAGGAAAAGUUUCUGGAACACAUAAUGUUCAGUAUAAAAUCUUUUGAUAGACUUGAGUGCCUACAAAUGAUGGUUUGUCCUGUUGUAGCAGGAUAGUCCACCCUGAUAAGGCCUAGAAUCUGAUCAGAGAAUGCAUGCAAUGCAAACCAUCACUCAAGCUAUCAUGCAAGUUCAACUGCUGGUGCCAGGUGCUGUCUUGGUAUUGAAUUAUGCUAAAACCAGCCUGGUUCACCAGAUUCCGAAUCCUGCUUUUCUGAAGCAGAAUUUGACAGAUAAGAUAGUCUGCUUGCCUGUAAUCUGUGACUACCAGAGUAUAUAGUUAUAUAGUCUGGCACAACUAUAAAAACCCGGUCCACCUUUCAUUUGGCAGAUUCUUCCACACACUUCCUUGAAGUGUGGAGCUUCUCCCUGAAGCACAGAUGCCUCCUUCUGGUUACUCCCUAGGGGUUAAAAGAUCUAUGUGCUAUCUCAUCUCUACCAAUCUCUACUUAAUGAUUGUUUCUUUUGUUAGCUUUGAUACAAUUGGUUUAAUAUAAUUGCUUUGUUACAGCUUUGUUACUUUAUGUUAUAUGAUACCCUAAUAGGAGAUUUUUAGCUUUUAUAUUGUGUAGUGUAUAAUUCUGAUUAUGAUCUUUCUUCUGUUCACUUGUCUGUUCAUUUGUGAUAAUAUAUAAUUCAUUUUAUAUAAAUAUAUCCAUUUUGCCAUUAUUAAAAACUUACAGGACAAACUGUUUUAAUCACACCUCUAUAAUUCCUUAAAUUUAAACUGUUGACACAGUCCAAGGCUAAGAGAGGUUUCAGGCACACCUCAACCUUUCUUCGAGAAGGACUUUAGAAAGCAAGAGAGUCCUUUUUGCACCUCGUGAUCAGCAGCAGGGUUUUUUUUUUUAAAUAAGUUUGUCUAAACCUUCCACUCUCCCUUGACAUACAUCACCUUAAGGAUAUAGCUAAGAAGUCUGAGAAUUUUUUUGCAUGCCACUUAGAUUUGGAAAUACUGUACAUGUAUGUAGCUAUAUUUUCUACAUGUUGGCAUGAAUAAUUUAAACACUAGUGAAUACUGUUAGAUGGUAAUAUCUUAUCUGUAAACUCUCACAGGAUUUACAAAUUACAUGUUCCUUUUAUUUUGUCUAGCAUAGCAAGUGCUGCUUAAUUUUGGCUGCUGACUUAGUCCUAUAUAAAUUAACUUAGAAAAUGGGAAGCUUGCCCACUGAGCAGAUUCUACAUCUGAAACAUAGGUGACUUUAAAAUUAAACUACUUAGUUCAGUGAGAGGAUUCAGACCAAGACAUGUUCCUCGGAUCUUUAAUAGAAAGAGGACACCCUGCAUCCUGUUGAAAUGUCAUCAUCACAUCUGGUCACAUCAUUUUGUCCUUUCUCUGUGCAUAUCCAAGAAGACUGACUUUGUUGAACUAUUGUUCAGGUAGCUGAAGAUAACUUUUAGCUCCCAUAGAUUUUUUUAAAUGUUGUCAUUCUCAGUUUGCCUUUUGUGAAUCUCGUAAGUAAGCACCUUCUACUUAGAUAAUAUUGACAGACAAAAGUGUAAAUUGGGUUGUAAUUUGGGUUGUAACUCAGAGGCUGAAAUGCUUCCAGGCCUUUCUUGUUUAUUUAGAUCAUAAGUGGUUCUAAAAAUCUUCUGUGUAGCUUUAGAUAUCAAAAUGCCUGUGAAGCUUUCCACAAGACUGGACUUUCUAAGUCAUAUUAUUGAAAGUAUUCUCUGUUUUCUUCUGAGCUUGUAUGCAGUAAUAACCACAGUCUGAUGGUCAUAUUUUCUUUGCUGUCUUUCAGUUUAGCUGUAAGUGAGAAGAAAAGAAGAUGGGAAUAUUCCGCUUUUGGGAAGAACAUGUCAGUGUGAUUAAUAUCUGAGAUAGAAUGUUAGUUGAGUGGUUUUGUUUGGCUAUAGAUUCCCUCUUUGUUCCUUCAGUUUUAUAGAACUCUACUCUCAGAUUUAAGGAUAUUACGUUUUUUCGCUUGCAGACUUUAGGAUGUCAGUGCACACAGCCAUCCAAUUGCUUUUGCUCUCUUUCCGGUAGACAAUAAAGAUUCCUUGCUAUAAAGUGCCAUCUGUUGGAAAUUCUAAGUAUUGUACAUUCAAUUGUUUGGCUUCUUUUCUACCCUCAAUCCAGGUACAGUUUUCUAAAGAAAUACAUCAAUCUGAAAUACUGAAUAAUCCAAUAAAAGUUGAGUAAACUGAAGUAGCUGGAUUCCUUAUCCAGCUAUUUCAAAGGAACCACAGAUUCACAGCAGCAUAGAGAUCUUGAUCCACCCCAUCUCUCCUUUUUGCAACUUUUUAAAGAGGAUAAUUACUUCUGCAAAAAUUCAACUGAUCUCUCUCUCCCUUUCCUUACAAGAUUGAUUCCAUGAAAUCAUUUAAUGAGAUGCAACUGUUAAGUGAAGCACAACUGACUAACUUAAAAUUUAAGGACAUCAUCUACUAUUAACGAAGUGUUUUAAAGCACAUUUUACUGGCAUGGCCACAGCUAAAAUUUAGAACAGAGCUUUGCUAAGCUGUUCUGUGAACAUGUAAUCUUUUGUUGGAUUGCUGCAGAAGAGUUAUGUAUAAACCUCCUCUGUGUGUUUAGAUGUAUAAUAUUCUCUUGUCAGUAUAUCUGGUUUUUACCUGUGGCAGGAAGCUUACAGCUUUUCUUGAAGCCUGCAGAAAUAGCCAAUGCUAAAUGACACAGCUCCAGUGCAGUGUCUUUCAGUUCCAAGUCAUAUCCUCAGGUUGCCUUGGUUGAAUUUACCCCAAGAAGAUAACAGGUUAAAUUUUAUCCAUGUAUAGAUAGAUAGAUAUGGAUAUAAAUCAUCUAUUCUGAUGUGCGUACCUAGGACCUUGUUCUUUGGCUGCCCACUCAAGUUUUAAAAACAUGACACUUCAUCAGAGCCACCCACUUGUUUGCUGCAGUAGAAAGCAAAGACCAAAUGAAAUCUGAAAGUUUUGGCUCCUUGCCAUUACAAAUACUAAGAUCAGCAUGCAAGAACAACUAAGUAGAUAAGACACCAUGUGCCUCUCUCAUGGCAACUUUAAUAUUCAGAUAUCAAAACAGCAGCAAAAAUCACUGACAGGCAAUCAGCAAAACCCAGAGCAGUGAUGAAACCAUUUUCCACUUUCAUACUAUGCCACUUAGAAAUUAAGAUCUGUUUCAAAGUUUUAUAGGUGCUGGAAAAGUUGAAGACACAGCUGAUGCCCUUCUAAUGCUGCCUGUCUAGGCUACUUUCUGUAGCCUAGAAGAUGAAGACAAAUAUUCCCUGAUACCAAAUUUCCAAAGAACAUUCAAGAUGAAAGUAGAAGCCUGGCAAAAAAAAUCUCCAAUUUUAGUACAGCAAGAAAAUACAGUGACCUUGUGCGAGCUCUUCAUUUCCAUAAUGGGGACUGCUGAAACACUGCAGUUAUGCUGUCAUAGGUUUACUUGUUCUAAAAAUCCAAGCAGAAAUUUUCCUUUCCCCUGUCCCACAGCGCCCCCUGCCGACCAACACUGAGCACUGCAGGCUCUGCUCCUCCAGUUAUCCAACAGCACCCCCUGUUGGCCACCACAGAGCACUGCAGACUCUGCUCCUCCGGAGAUCCAACAGCGCUCCUGCCAACCGUGAUUAGAAUUGCGCUGGAGGACAGAGAAGUAUCAGACUGCUUCCUUUUUGAAGGGGACUUUUGGGUACAGGAUUAUUGCUUAGUUGUUUUUGUGCUCUGUAACUGUUUUUGCCAAUGUAUCCUUUAAUAAAGGGUUGUUAUUUCUUCCUUUUUCCAUA